Molecule: messenger RNA, 1810 nt
Organism: Ziziphus jujuba (common jujube)
Lineage: Eukaryota; Viridiplantae; Streptophyta; Magnoliopsida; Rosales; Rhamnaceae
Product: disease resistance protein RPP2B-like
Exons: 3
Coding region: 128-1108 (326 amino acids)
Biological process (GO): defense response
Molecular function (GO): ADP binding
Source: RefSeq, a predicted model, not a curated record
AAGAUUUUUAUCUUCUCAUUUUGAUGCUUAUUGCUUUCUUAAGGAUAUUCCAGAAGAAGCAGAUAAUACAAAUCACUUGAGAAAAAGACUUUUUUAUGAGUUAUUAGGGGAUGAAAAUCUUCUACACAUGGACACUCCGGUUCUAGGAUCAAGAUCUAUUAAAGAUAGACUCCGCUGUAAAAAGGUUUUUAUCGUUUUAGAUAAUUUGAAUGGGAGAAGUUCCAAAUUAAAUGAUUUAUUUGAAAGAUAUCAAUUUGCUAAUGGAAGUAGAAUCAUUGUCACAAGUACAGAUAAGCAACUGCUUAUGACAAAGAAUUGUCAAAUUUACCAGUUGAAUGGUUUAGAUCACCAUGAUGCUCUUCAGCUCUUAUGUUUCCAUGCUUUUGGACCAAAUUCAGUUGCAACAUGUUAUGAGGCUUUAUUAGAAAGUGUUGCACAUUAUGCAAAGGGCAAUCCAUUAGUUCUUGAAGUCUUAGGUUCUUCCCUUAAGUACAAAAGCGUAGAAGAAUGGAAAAGUGCAUUGGAUAAGCUGAAAACAGAUCCAGAUCCUGAAAUUAAAAAAGUGUUGAGAAUAAGUUAUGAUGGAUUAGGCGAUAAAAGCAUCCAGGGUAUUUUUCUUGACAUUGCAUGCUUCUUUAUCAAUCAAGUACCUAGGGAAGAAGUAGAAAGCAUAUUAAACCACGCUAAUGCAACAAUAGAAAUAAGGGUUCUCAUUGAUAAAUCCUUAAUAAUUGAAAGUAAAGAAAGACUGGGAAUACAUGAUUCACUACGGCAAAUGGCUCGGGCAAUUGUUCGUGAUGAAAGCAGAGAUUGUGGCAAUCGUAGUAGGCUAUGGAAUAAUAAGGAUUCCUGCCAUGUAUUGGAAAGAAAUACAGGAACCUCUGCAAUUGAAGGCAUAUUAUUGGAUCUGUCUAAACUCAGAAAAGAUGUAAAAGUGACCCGUACGGCAUUUUCAAAGAUGUUCAAUCUACGACUUCUUAAAUUGCAUUCGGAUAAAAGAUUUCCCCCUUAUAAUUGCUCCAGAUACCCCAGUGGAGAAUGCAAUUUCAGAGUCAGUCUUCCUGAUGGGGUUGAGCCUUUUGUUUCGAAUGACCUAAAAUAUUUUUAGUGGGAUACAUACCCUUUGAAAUAUUUGCCAUAUUUUAAUCCCGAGAAUCUUGUUCAACUUAUUAUGCGUGAGAGCCAACUUGAACUUCUUUGGAAUGAAGACCAGCGACAGCCACUUGAGCUGGUGAAGUUAAAGAAGAUCGAUCUUAGUUAUUCUGAGCACCUUAUGCAAAUACCAAAUUUGUCUCGGGCUAUAAAUCUUGAAGUUUUGAAUUUUCAAGGUUGCAGCAGUUUGGUUCAACUUCCUUCACUUUUUCAGAAUCUUGGCAAGCUUCAGUUUCUACAUUUGCAGGAUUGCUACAAUCUUGAAGAUGGCUUAGAAAAUCUUCCAAUCAGUGUAAGAAAAUUGUACCUGAGUAGGACAGCAAUUAAAAGUUUGCCGGAGAGCAUUUGGAAGUUGAAAUAUCUAGAACGGUUGGAUCUUUCUUUUUGCCGAAACUUGAGAAAGAUUCUAGAAAUCUCGGGCCAUAUGGAAUUGUUGGUUGAAAUUAAGUUAUAUGGAACAGAGAUUGAAGAGUUGCCGAAGUCAAUUGACAAUCUAACCCGUCUCAAAACUCUAUGUGUUUGGUGGUCGCAUGGAUAUGAUAGUGGGUGCAAUAAGAUGAGUAAGUUUCUUCCAAACAGCCUAUGUAAAUUAUUGCAUCUUCAAUAUUUGUACCUUGGGAAAUGUUCAUCACUUGAAGAAUUGCCUCCCCUUCCACAU